GCCUGCGCCAGGUGCAACUGCAUCUCCAAUCGACUCAUCUCAAUUACACACUCAACGGAGGCUUCAACAAGAAGUCAAGCGGUCGACAUACACACAGAAGUGUCAGGCUGGAAAUCCGGGGGAGCAGCUGGCUGUGCACGACUUGUCUGUGGCAGUUUACCUUCUAUUGAUCGGGCGAGUGUCUGAGGGCAUCCAAGGGCCGUCCAGAAUGGCAUCUCCCAGUCCUCACGUCAAGGCUGUCCAACACCUCUACCGGCGGUCGCUGAAGCUUGCACUUGACUGGGCCGUGCAACGAAACCUCUGGCGCGGCCAGGCAGUAUAUAUCCGGUCACUUUUUGACGCGAACAGAAACAUCACAGAUCCAAGGCAACAAAGAAUCCUUUUCAACGAAACAGAAAAGCUGCUACAGAAAUGGAAGCAUCCUGACCCUUACAGACCACCAACUGCUCCAGGAGGCUCGAAAUAUGAACGAAAUCUGCCAGCUCCAGACUUGCCGGCGCCGUCAAGGGAGUUUGUCAAGAGAUUAUGAGGUGGCCUGAGGUGUCGUGGAUGGAUGAAGUCCUUGUACAUACUGUCGCAAACAGCGGAAGAAAUGCCUAGUUCACCACAAAGGACGGCUUGCGAAGGGAGCUCAAGAGAGCUUGAACCUACGAAGUCUCGUCCGAUCCUAUUUCUCGAGAAUUGAGCCGCCGAAAGCGUUUAUGCAAUUCAGCCGAUCUACGCUUUCGUGGCGAGCUGCUCGCGCUCCCAUUUCUUGUCAGAAUUGAUUUCCAUAUCGCCCCAUCUGGUUGCGGACAUCAUCCACACGCGUUUUGAGCCCAGCAUUUUGUUUACAUUGCCUCUCCUGUGUCAAAUCCGCGUAUCAGCUCGUCUUCUUAAUC
This is a messenger RNA of Cladophialophora immunda, 881 nucleotides long. RefSeq lists its product as uncharacterized. The record is from RefSeq and is a predicted model, not a curated record. The transcript has 4 exons. Bases 209 to 529 code for a protein of 106 amino acids. Gene Ontology annotation, biological process: mitochondrial electron transport, NADH to ubiquinone. NCBI's taxonomy places the organism in Eukaryota, Fungi, Ascomycota, Eurotiomycetes, Chaetothyriales, Herpotrichiellaceae.